Notechis scutatus (mainland tiger snake) is the source of this 1269-nucleotide messenger RNA. RefSeq names its product QRFP-like peptide receptor. Gene Ontology annotation, cellular component: plasma membrane. Lineage: Eukaryota; Metazoa; Chordata; Lepidosauria; Squamata; Elapidae. The record is from RefSeq and is a predicted model, not a curated record. Gene Ontology annotation, biological process: G protein-coupled receptor signaling pathway. Gene Ontology annotation, molecular function: G protein-coupled receptor activity.
AUGAACCUCUCCUUCAGCCUCAUCGUCCUCGGGAGCCAGCCGGAGGCGUGGACGCCACCCAACCUGCCUUUGUCGGGACAGCCAAAUGGGAGCCAACCAGAGUUGGGUUGGGCCGAGGUAGAGAAGCUGCUCUUCCUGUUCGACAAAGACCCGGUCACCCUCAGCCUCACCAUCCUCUACCUGCUCUCCUUCUUGGUGGGGUUGGUGGGCAACGUCAUGUCACUCCGGAUGCUGACCCAGAAAAGGAGCCACGCCAUGCCCAGCCUGAAUGCCACCCGCAGCCUCCUCAUCAACUUAGCUAUCUGUGACCUGAUGGUGGUUUGCAUCUGUAUGCCCAUCACGACUGGGAACCUGGUCUACAAAGCGUGGCUCUACGGAGACGUGCUGUGCAGGGCGGCGCCAUUCCUCCAGGCUCUUUCCGUCUCCGCCAGCAUUCUCAGCCUGACCGUGAUCAGCGUCAACCGCUAUUACAGUGUGCACAACCCGCUGAAGGCCAGGUCCUUCUUCACCCGGACCAAGAUCUUGACUGCCAUCCUGGUUAUUUGGGUCUUGUCUUUGGGCAUCUGCCUGCCUCUUGCGUUUAUGAGCCGACGGGACGAGAUCAGGGUGGGCUCCGAUCGCCUGUUGGUCUUCCCCAUCUGUCGGGAAAUGUGGCCCCGGGAAGAGCUCAAGCGAAGCUACAACCUCUUCCUCUUCUGUGCCCUCUACUGCUUGCCAGUCUCCUUCAACGUGGUCAUCUGCUACUUGACGGUGCGCCGUCUCUGGAGACCCGCAAGCAGCGCACUUAGAGACUGCGGAGCCUUGAAGCAGACCUUGCUGGCUUCCAGGCUGAAGAUCCGCCGGACGGUGGCUCAAAUGGUCAUCGCCUUGGUCCUGCUCUUUGCCGUUUCCUGGCUGCCCAUUUACCUGGUGGACAUCUGGAUAGAGUUCCACAGCCCCAAGGCCUCACGGGAUGAAGAGCCAUCUCGUCUGGUCCUGCAACUGAGGGCUUUUUCCCAAUGGCUGAGCCUCACCAACUCCAGCCUGAACCCCAUCUGCUACUGUUUCGUGGGCAGCCUCUACAGAUCCGCUCAGGAAAUGAGGAGCCGAUACCAGAAGAAGGUGGCUUCCCUUCUCAACUUCUCUCCCUUGGGAAGGAACUGGCUACCUUCUGUGCCCAAGAAGAUUUCUCACAGGAGGUCCACAGACUCGGCUAAAAAAGAAGCCGGCCUUGCAACACGGAGAGAAGGCAAAGUAGGCCACAGCCACAGCUGCGGAAGUCUUGCCUAA